This is a messenger RNA of Exaiptasia diaphana, 588 nucleotides long. RefSeq lists its product as uncharacterized. The transcript has 4 exons. The annotation marks the transcript as partial. The record is from RefSeq and is a predicted model, not a curated record. NCBI's taxonomy places the organism in Eukaryota, Metazoa, Cnidaria, Anthozoa, Actiniaria, Aiptasiidae.
AACAUAGCUACCCUCCCAGUGGUGAACUUCUAAAGAAAAUGACGAGGUAUCUAUACCAAAAUAAAAGAAUACCAGCAGAUUUGGAUAUAGAUUUGAUAUCCAAGACAAAUGUUUAUCCAAAAAGGCUGUGUCCUAUUGAAGACGAAUGCAAGUUUUGCUCAAGUGCUUUGACUGAUGCCAUUAGGUACACCUCUAAUGGAAAGCUUUUAACUACUGGUACAGAACGUCUCAUAGAGGGUGUAGAAGUGUACAUCAAAAUUUGUCRUAAGUGUUCACUGCCUUACCGCUACCAGGAGUAUUCAGAUGGAAUACAUAAUUAUAAUGAUUAUUGGGUUUUUAGUCUUGGUGUCUUGGAUCUUCUCAGACAGUUAUUCAAGGUGCACACAGCUACAAGCCGUGUUACUGAGGCUCUUGAARGUUGGCUGAGACUUGAAAAGGGUACUUUACCACAGAGUAUAAUUAGAAAUGCAUAUUUGCAUUUCGAAGCUCUAAGCAACCACAUCUAUGACUUCACAUGUGUGUUAUGUGGCCACCAUCCACCUGCUCUUGUACUUGAUGCUAAUAAGAAAGGAGCUUUUGAUUUGUCAG